This is a messenger RNA of Amoebophrya sp. A25, 2036 nucleotides long. The record is from the annotation of a GenBank genome assembly. NCBI's taxonomy places the organism in Eukaryota, Dinophyceae, Syndiniales, Amoebophryaceae.
UUUCAAAAUUUUGAAGAGCAGGCGCAUGCGAAAGUAAUAGGAAAAUCACGCACUGGCUAAGCCUAAGCGGAAGUUGUACCUACGAGCAUUGCAAAAGGUGCCUUAGCUGCGAGUGAGCGCCUGCGGUGGACAGGAAAAUUUUCAGAAGAGAGUUUGGAUGAAACCCCAGCUUCCACCUAGCUCAGUAAUACAAGUACACACCACGACAAGUCCAAGUAAUAUAGCACUGGGGAUUAUACAACAGUAGUAGAAUAGUGUCCAUGGUAGAAGAGUGAAGCAGUCGGGCAGAUUCUGAAGAGAAGGUCUUCCACCGCUUUGCUGGAACCGGCGCGGUAGUUGAUUCGUUUGUAGCGCUCAUUAUUCGCUUGUGCAGAAUUGCAACCCCCUCUCCAGAAGGGAGAUCGCGCCGCGAAGAUGAUUCACUUCAUAGAUGGGAAGAGGCUGCUUCUCGCGGUAUUGCUCGCUGGUUUGGGCUGUGUGGCAGUGCAAGUUACUGAAAUAGGAGACAGUCUCUCCUUAAUGUUGCCAGGCGAUGACGCGAAGAAAUUUUCAAUAGAGAAGCGGCGAAAUGUGAUGGAUGCCAAGCCAGGUUUCCCUCUACUGUGACUUUGAAGAUUCUUACUGUGACUUUGAAGAUUUUUCCUUGCUAUAAGAGCUAAUCAAUGUUGGUAGUAUCGGUCUCUCACCUGCUGCUUCUGAAAAGUUUUAAUCAUAGAGCAUGAUCAAGCACUUCGUCGUAUGGAUCAAGCAGUGCAAUUAUGGGCUCGUUAAGCUACACGAAGAUAAAAAUGAAGCGACCACGGAAUUGGAAACUAUCUAGGUCUCCGUACAUGGAUGCUAGAAGUGUUUUCCGCCAGUCUGGCGAUACGAUUUUCCCUGGCAGUGAUUUUGGUCGGGUCAGUGCUCUGCGGGCUGCAGUAUUUCACGCAAAGGAGCCAGCUUGAACAGAUGGCGUCAGAAGGUACUACUCUAUUUUUGUACCCGGGUUAUAAUAGCUUGUCUGAUACGCUCCUGUCUGGGACGUGUUUGUCUAUUGUACCCGAGUGUAAUGUCUUGUAUGCAAAGAAAUCAGUUCAUGUGCCUAUCAUACUAAUUAACAGUAUCAAAAAAAUCAGAAUUUCCCGAUUUUGGAGACGAGGAUGAGGACGAAAGUCGUGAGAGUCAAGUUAUAGCGACGAAAGAAGUCUCGGACAGUGCCACAGAUGUCGAGACCGCAGAGCCAGAGCCCAGAAGUGCCCGUUCUUCCGCGGCAUCGGACGAUGGCGGUGUAUAAAUUCGAACUAUAUGAUAGAAGCCUUCACCGAAGUACCGGUAAAUUGGUGGGUCACAGCUAUCGUGCCUGUUUCACCCACUUAUGGAUUGAUAUGAGUAGAUUUUGAACGUGAAAAUCGAAUGGAUCAGACCAGGACAAGGAAGUAGUACUUUCUUUGAGUUUUUGUGAUUGUACUAUAGAUUUUGGCGUCAUGGUAAUAUUGGCUGGAAGCUAAUAAAGUUUCCAAAUGCUAAACUCUUUGUGAAUACAGGGAUAUGUCAUAGUUGAUAAAUUUUCAUUGCCUGGUCUUAAUAGAAAUGUCACGUCACAUGAUGAUAACUGCGGGUCCCUUCUUUCUUGAUAAUGAAUUCAAAAAGUACUUGUUGCCCGACCUGGACUUUCUAGAAGCACUUUCAGAUCUAGUCUUUACGGUCAUCAGGAAAUUUGGCAACAGCGACAUAUGCAUGCAUUGCUGCCCGGCUGCAGCGAACUUGCACGACAUAGAUUUUCGAAAUAUGUAACUUGCCACACGUGUCUCCAAGAGAUCACAGACUGUACUCGUAAGUAUCUUUGCACGGCAUAGAUGCUGAGAUUCCUAUCGCGAGAUCAUGCGAAGAAAAUGACCCCAGAAAAUACUUCAAAAUUACAAACCACUUGCGAUAUGUGCCUUUUCUACCGUAGCAUCUCUGAGAUUGACACAGACACACACACACACACACAGACACACGCACACGAUUACCAGUGGAUAUGUUCGUAGUCACUGUCGUUAGCUGAGUGCAGGUAU